CGUCACGACAGAUUGUCAAAAUAUUUACUUUUUCACCACUUUUUCCUUAUUUCUUACAAUUUCCAAUCGUUUAAAAGUUAUACAAAUAUGCCAAGUGAAACUGUGCCAGUGCGGGUUAUCACCCGGGUGCGUCCAUUUACGGAUGUUGAGGAGGGCAAAGGAUCCAAGAGAGUUGUCAAAGUCCAUGGAGACAAGACUACUGUUGAGCUGGGAGGAAAGGAUCAGACAUUUGCAUUGGAUGGAGGUUAUUUUUGGGAUGUCAAAAAUAAUCAGAUCUACCGUGAAACAUGUGAACCUCUGUUACAGAAGGCCCUGGAUGGAUACAGUGUGGCUAUCAUUGCCUUUGGUGCGACUGGAUCUGGGAAGAGUUACUUGAUGAACGGAACUGAAAACGAUCCUGGAGUUGCGUUAUGUUUUCACAGGAGUUUGUUCAAGCAAAUUGAAGAGACACACAACAAGGAGUUCUUUGUCACAGUUUCUUUCCUGGAGAUUCUUGACGAAGAUAUGACAGAUCUUCUAAAUCCACAUAACAAUGAGAUGAAGAUUCGACAGCAUCCUGAUGUUGGAAUAUUUGUUGAUGGUCUGUCAGAAAUGGUGGUCAGAAGCGCCGAGGAUAUUGCGCGACUUUACGAGCAGGGGAAUCGGGCAAGGAAAAUGGGCGCUCCAGAUAUUCGCGCGCACCAAGCACGAUCGCACGGAAUCUUCAACAUACGCAUCGAACAAAAGGAUAGCAAUUCGAGUAAAGUUGGUGUGAAGUCAACGGUCAGUCUCAUCGAUUUGGCCGGCACCGAGACGCUGGAUGGGAAAGAUGCAAAUGCUGGGAAGAGUAUGGCUGCGUUGGUGCGAGUGAUUUCUGCGCUGGGUGAUCCAAAGAAGAAAGGCGGCCAUGUUCCGUACAGGGAUUCAAAGAUCACAAGGCUGCUACAGGAUGCACUUGGUGGAAAUUGCAUCUCCUUGAUGUUUGCCAAUUUGUCACCUGCAGAUAACGCGCACCAGGACACACUGACCACCCUACAGUAUGCCCAGUUUGCCAAGAAUAUCAAGAACCAGGGCGUUAAAGUCAACCUGGAUGAUACGACACAGAUGAUCACACAGCUUAGGGAGGAGAUAUCGCACCUGAGGACCAAGCUACAGAAUGCUACCGAGAUGAAUAAGGACGAUGUCCUGCGGAUGGAGGACUUGAUCCGCGAUCUGAAAAUUGCCAAAAACCAAACAUGGGAAGAAAAGGAGAGACUUUCAGACAAAUACGAAGAUGAACGCCGCACCAAUCUCGCCAACAAGGGUAUCCUGGAAUGGGUGAUGGACACGAUGAAGAAAGGCAACAAAGAGCUCCAAGAACGUCUGCUUCUCCUGCAGAAGGAGAAGGACCAGCUGACCUUGACCUACAAGGACAAGAGGCGUGUCCUUGACGACCUCAAGGAUGAACUUCAGAAGAGGAUAUCGGAUUAUUCAGAGCUGGCAAGCAGUGGUAAAGCGUCGGAAUCAGAGACCAAACAACGUGUGGCUGCCAUUCACGAGCUGAAGGAGAGACUGAAGAGGGAGACAGAGAACAUCAAGGACAUCAAGUCCAGGCUGAAAGAAGUGCAGGAGAAACAGCGCCAAGAGAAGGAAGACGCCCAUUCACAGAAUGUCGUCCUGAAGGGGAAUGCUGACCUCCGACAGAGGGUUGAGGAAGAGGAGCGCCGACGACUCGAGUUGGAGAACCAACAGCUGAUAUCUGAGGAACUCGAGCGGAUGAAGAUGGAGUCCGAGCAUGAGAAAGCUGAGAUACAGAUGAGGGCUGCUGAAGGUCGGGCCUACAGCACCCAGGAGGGUAUGGGCCUCGAGCUCGAGUUGGUCGACUUGAAGUCGGAGAGGUCCGUUGUGACACUACAGCUACAGACUCUCAAACAGGAGAAGGCAAAGCUUGGGAAAGACCUGGAGGAGGCCUACAAUCGUCACAAGGAAGAGCUCGAGAUCCAACAACUUCAGCACUUCCAGACUUUCCGCAAUUACCGGGAGAUGUUCGAGGAACAGAAAGCCGCCAUUGAGCAGAGGUAUCGCAGUCUUCUUGAGGACUCCAUCCAGGAUGCCGUGUUCCUCUCCACCAGGAAUAAUGAACUCGUUCAAGAAAACCAGGAGGCAAAACAAAAAAUAGCUGAGCUGAAGGAUCAAGUCUCCGUCCUUGGAGGACAAGCUGCGGAAGACUAAACAAUCUGGAAAUUCAUUGAGUUUCAUCACAGGCAAUCAGCUCGAUUGAAGACACUACUUUGUAUAUGUAUAACAAUGGGAAUUACUGCGUAUAUUGGAACUAAGAUCCGAAUUCAGUCCGUCCUGGUGAUAUCAGUGUCAAUGAAAACGUUAUUUCAUAGAAUCUAAUGUAUUGUUCUGUUUUCUGUUGAUAGCAUUCUGUACAUGAAUCCUGUGAAUAGUUCAUUGUUCAAAGUUUGUCUCUUAGCCAUAUAUCGAGGCAGUACGAAGACUCUUCUUACAUAGAAUCAUGUGAUUCCGUCCUGAUGUUUAAUGUAUAUGUUGAUCUAGUGGUUUACUCUAGUCUCUUCUGUCCAGUUGAAAAAUAUUCCAACCAAAAUGACUUGAUGUAAUUUUGGUAUAGGUUCUAGUCGGCGAGUUCAUCUGAUGUGCAUAAGACACAAGUGCUGCAGGACAGUGCUGUUUUCAGGUUGAUUUCCAAAUCGUUAGGCCAGAGUCCUCUAUUAAAACAUGUGUACAUUACGUGUACAUUGUUGUGCAUAGGUUUUGGUAAAAAAAAGUACUCAUUGGACCAAUCAAUCUGCACAAAAUUUUAUAUGUGUCAAGAAGAACCCUUUGCCAAUAGCAUAAUAAAGUUUUAAAAAAUUCCAAUACCGAUUGCCUGAGAAAAAAAGAUUUCCGUACACCAUAUCCAUCAAAACGUCACUGGCGCAUUGAUAUGGCCCUGUCAAAGUACAAGUUCUAAACUGACCAGUGAGACCACAUUUUCUUAAAUAUAUUAUCAAAAAGCAUAUUUCUGUGAUGGCCUGACUCUGUAGAUUAAGAAUCAACCACAGAUUGAGAAUUAAUUCCACUUUGGUCCAUCCCAGCCAUGUAUUUACCACAACUUGACAUUUUGAUAAGCUCUAUGUGACUGUGCCACACUUCCGGUCGUGGAUGAAUACAGGUCUCUGCCCGUUAGGAUGGUCAAGUCUUGCUUUAAACCCAUGUAGAAGUUUUAAGGCUUUUCCUUAUUCUGUACAGGUAUUAUCCCACAUAUAUCUUUAAGUUAAUCUUUACCGAUAUAUCUUAUUGGCUAGUCCCCUGGUCUAAUGCCUUUUUUGUCGUCAUUUUGACUGUCAAUGAAUCAAACAUUGAAGAUGUAAUUAUUCAUGCUGGCUCAUGGAUGCAAAAAUGCUUUUGAAUCCGAUAUUUUCUAAGUCAUGAAGUCUUUAUAUUUUUGAAGAAAAAAAUAUAUUUAUACAAAUUUGUAUGAUGUUAACACUACAAUAUAAUCUAUCAAAUA
This is a messenger RNA of Lineus longissimus, 3475 nucleotides long. RefSeq names its product kinesin-II 95 kDa subunit-like. Bases 88 to 2190 code for a protein of 700 amino acids. The transcript has 14 exons. Gene Ontology annotation, cellular component: microtubule associated complex. Gene Ontology annotation, molecular function: microtubule binding; microtubule motor activity; ATP binding. Lineage: Eukaryota; Metazoa; Nemertea; Pilidiophora; Heteronemertea; Lineidae. Gene Ontology annotation, biological process: spindle elongation; microtubule-based movement; mitotic spindle organization. The record is from RefSeq and is a predicted model, not a curated record.